AUGUCGACAUCGUUCACUAAACCAUCUGGACCCGCUCGCAUUAUGGUAUGGAGCACACCGAGGUCGGUGUCGACCGCGCUAGCGAGGUCGAUGUCGGCCAGGGGUGACACGGAAAUGUUCUGGGAGCCGUAUCUGACCUGUUACAAUUUUGGUCCAAAGCAGAAUGCUAGAAGAUUCCUCAAAACACCUGAUGAAGAAAGCAUGUUUGAUGCUAAAUACACCUACAGCUACAUCAGCGGCCUUCUCAACAACGAAUACCCCGGAGCCAAAGUCAUAUUCGCCAAGUGUAUGGUAGAAGGGAUUAGGGAUGAUUUCAGUGUCGUAGAACGAAACUUCAAGCACUCCUUUCUCAUCCGACAUCCGAAAAAGGCCUUCCGAUCGAUGACCAGACUUAUGAAAUCGGUCUCACUGGAUCAGAAUCUUGUUGAACACCCUUAUGUAAAUAUUUAUGACGAUCUGGAGCGUUUCUACCGCUACGUCGAAUCCGCGCUUGAUCAACCGGCACCUCCCAUCAUCGAUGCCGACGACCUGGUCAGCCAGCCGGAAAAGCUGCUGUCGAAAUACUGCGACUCCAUGGGCAUCGCGUACACGCCCAAGAUGCUGGAAUGGGAGAGUGUUGAUGCGAGCCAGCUUAACUGGCACUGUGCAGACGCAGGUGCCAUGGCGCAUGCGCAGAUCAGUCAAAGCUUGCUUUUGUCCAAUGCGCUGAAAGGGGUAGGGUUCGGCAAAGCGCCCGACCUCACGGGGGACGACGUCGAAAUCCCUCCCCAUUUGGAAGAGAUUAUUGAAAAUUCAUUACCAGCUUAUGAGAAGCUGUAUGCUCUGCGCAUUAAACCUUAGAGUGGUUCAAACAAAUCAGGGUUCCGUAACCAUGGUAACGCAAAGGUAAGGGAUUAAUCGCUAUGCCUAUCAAGAUCAUCGUUGCAUGGCGCAUUUCGCUCUGCAGACUGGCUAUGAACCAAUCAGAAAUGUUCUUUUAAUUGGGGACCAGGUCCCGGUCUUACAAGAGUUAUGAUUGAUCCGAUCAAACUCAACUCUAUGGAAAUCCAUCAAUUUAUCAUCUUCUUUUUUUUACAGAAAAUUUGAGCAAUUUGAUUUGCAGACAGAGAGAAGCACACUGAAGUUUCAAGAAAACUGAAUAUAUAAUUAAAUCAUACAUCAUAUCUUUAAAAAGCCGUUUUGAAUAAACAUUCACUUUAGA
This is a messenger RNA of Lytechinus variegatus (green sea urchin), 1201 nucleotides long. Its product is annotated as branched-chain-amino-acid aminotransferase-like protein 2. The record is from RefSeq and is a predicted model, not a curated record. Lineage: Eukaryota; Metazoa; Echinodermata; Echinoidea; Temnopleuroida; Toxopneustidae. The transcript is spliced from 2 exons. The coding region runs from base 1 to 840 and encodes 279 amino acids.